CUUGGUCGAAAUGGCAGCAUCAAAAACAGAGAAAAAAGCCCCUGAUCAGGCUAGCUAUGAUUUGAUGUGGAAGAUGCACAUAAAAGCUGAAGAAAAAGCGCCAAAAAUGUGGCAGGAGCAUUGGGGAUGGAUUCUAGAUGAGUAUAGGAAGCUUGGAGGUCAGUUGAACGACAAAACAAUAAAAUCUGAAUACCUGAGAAAAGUAAACAAAAAACGUACAGACACGGAAGAUUCCAGGAGGCUGAGUCUUGUUAUACCUCGAACCUACAAUGGAUGGUACGGAUGGCUUGCUAAAGAUACACAGUUUUCAUACAGUAAAUUCGGACCUGAUAUUUUCCAGCCCAUGCACCUACCACCUUUAUAUAGACUAGUUAAGGAAACCUGAGAAAUGUG
Acanthoscelides obtectus is the source of this 393-nucleotide messenger RNA. NCBI's taxonomy places the organism in Eukaryota, Metazoa, Arthropoda, Insecta, Coleoptera, Chrysomelidae. The record is from the annotation of a GenBank genome assembly.